GCUACUGCUACUACUAAUGCCGCCGCCAUGAUACCCUCUCCUUCUUUUCAACCUACUCUACAUCGCAAUUCAUCCUCUUCUAUCAUCACCACUCCUACUACAGCAGAUCAGCGUGAGUUAGCAAGAAAAGAAUCACACAGUGCAAUUGAGCGUAGAAGAAGAGAAAAGAUGAAUGAUAAAAUUAUUCAAUUAAAGGAAUUGAUCCCUUCUUGCUCUAACAAUAAAGAAACCCUUCAUAAAAUGAACAUCUUACAGAAUGCCAUUGACUAUAUUAUACACCUUCAAGAGACGAUUAAAAAAUUGGAGCGUAACACUACUCUGAAUGAAGAUACAUGCUUAUUAACUUGUAGAAAUAAUAAAAUGAAAGCUCAAGAGGAUCAUAACUCUACUAUUAAAGAAAACACACAGACCAAUCAUACAAAAAAUCAACAAUGUGUCAUAAAUCAAUCAAUACCUAUAGAGGAAGAUAAGAGACAAGAAGAAGAAGAAGACGAAGAAGAAGAUGAUGAUACUUGGUCUGCUUCAUCUUUAUCUUCAUUGAAAUCAAACUCACUUGUCAUGACUCCUCAAAAAGGCUUGAAACCUAUGGAUGUGAUUCAAAAUAAUAAUUCCCCUAUAUUACCACCAAAAAUAGUCAUUGCUAAAGGGUCACAAGAAAAUUCUCCUAAUCUUCAGUCUAAAUUACCAUCUGUCAAUAUGAAUAUCGAGAAUAUUUUAUGUUAAAUUAUUUGGCUUGUAUAUUAAAAAUAUAUCCUUAUUUUCAAAAAGAAAGAAUAGAAAAGAAAAAAAAAAAGUUGAUUACAUAAUGAAUGGAAACAUCGGAGAUUGAAUUUGUG
Molecule: messenger RNA, 836 nt
Organism: Cokeromyces recurvatus
Lineage: Eukaryota; Fungi; Mucoromycota; Mucoromycetes; Mucorales; Mucoraceae
Exons: 1
Coding region: 28-723 (231 amino acids)
Molecular function (GO): protein dimerization activity
Source: RefSeq, a predicted model, not a curated record